CUUAUUUUCACGGCGGAUGUACACAGCGACUCAAGGAUAAACACAUGUGUAAAGAUUGGGCUACCACAGAAGGUUCGACAGUGUACUGAAAAUCGUCUAUUGCUUAGACUCACAAACACGGAAUGCAUUCCCUUACGAGAUACGCGAGAUUUCUUCCUCGGCGUUUUGUGUCGUGUCGCUGUCUGUCUGCCUUACCCGACCAGUAUGUGGCCAUUAAUGAGCCUAUGCAUGAUUACACUCCGGGCAGCAAAGAGAAGAAGGAAUUAGAAGCAGCAAUUUCAAAAUAUGAGAAUUCUGUGGAGGAUAUUCCUAUAGUUAUUGGGGAUGAGGAAAUAAGAACGAACGAUGUUCGCCACCAGGUUGCUCCUUUUGACCAUCAGAAGAGAAUAGCAAAGUUUACAUAUGCCUCUGCUGACAUAGUACAGAAAGGUAUUGACACAAGUUUACGAGUACGACGAGACUGGGAGAGACGCCCCCUGUACGAACGAGCAGAGAUCUUCCUCAAAGCAGCAGACCUGAUGAGUGGAAAGUACAGAAUGGAUCUCCUAGCCACCACGAUGAUGGGACAGGCGAAGAAUGUUAUACAGGCUGAAAUAGAUGCAGCAGCUGAGUUGAUUGACUUCCUCAGAUUCAACGCACAGUUUGCCCAGGAUAUCACCAAGUAUCAGCCACUCAGUCCAGCAGAAAACAUCACCAAAAAUUCCACUAUCUAUAGAGGAAUGGAGGGUUUCUGGGCGGCCAUCACUCCCUUCAACUUCACUGCCAUCGGAGGUCAUUUGUCGAUGGCUCCAGCCAUUAUGGGAAACGUAUGUCUGUGGAAACCGUCGGACACCGCCAUGCUCUCCAACUACACUGUGUUCAAGAUAUUCCGAGAGGCUGGUGUACCAGCAGGUGUCAUCAACUUCAUUCCUGCGGAUGGUCCUGUGUUUGGAGAUACAAUCACAAACUCUCAUGAUCUGGCUGGUAUCAACUUCACUGGCAGUGUCAAAACCUUUCAUCACUUGUGGAAGCAGGUGGGCCAGAACCUCGAAAAGUACAGAACUUACCCAAGACUUAUUGGAGAGUGUGGAGGAAAGAACUUCCACUUUGUUCACCCUUCAGCGGACAUUGACAGUGUGGUGAAUGGGACCAUUCGUUCAGCGUUUGAGUAUGGUGGUCAGAAAUGCUCGGCCUGUUCUCGUGUCUACGCCCCUGAAUCCCUUUGGCCCAAGAUCAAAGAGGGCAUGGUCAACAUCCACAAACAGAUUAAAGUUGGCUCCCCUUUUGAGAGCAACACUUUUCUGUCAGCUGUUAUUGAUGACAAGUCUUUCAGUCGUAUCAAGGGAUAUCUUGAUCAUGCAAAGACGUCUGAUAAACUCUCAAUUGUUGCCGGAGGAUCUUGUGAUGACAGUAAAGGGUACUUUGUGGAUCCAACCAUUAUAGAAACAAAAGAUCCAUCUGACAAAAUCAUGCAGGAGGAAAUAUUUGGUCCUGUUGUGGCAGUGUACGUAUACCCAGACAACCAAUACAAGGAAGUCACAGAGCUUGUCACAAAGACUUCACCAUUUGCUCUGACAGGUGCCAUUUACGCAAAGGAUGAGAAGGUAAAGAGUGAGCUGGUUGACAUGCUGAAGGACUCUGCCGGUAACUUCUACAUCAACGACAAGUCAACUGGUUCAGUAGUAGGACAGCAGCCCUUCGGAGGAGCCAGGCUCUCAGGUACAAACGACAAAGCUGGUGGUCCUCACUACUUACUGAAGUUUGUGUCGGUCCAGUCCGUCAAGGAAACAAUGGUGCCAUCCAAGGAGUGGCGGUACCCGUCGAUGGCGCAUUAAGGAUGUAUUUGUCCCCUCUGUAGUGAUUAAGGCUUGGUCUGGGACUGCUGAAUGUCGACAUAUCAUGUAUGAGGUGUUAUAUAGACAUAUCGCGUAUGAGGUGUUAUUUACAGUUCUUCCACCCAGAGUUACGUGUCAUUUAACUAUGUAUUUCCCGUGAAAUUCAUGUCAUCUGACAAGAACAUUUAUAAGAGAGAUACUUCAAAGUAUCAGGGCAUCCACACAAAUAUCUUAUUCAUUUUUAACUAUUAAGGGUAUUAAAUACAUUAUAGAGAGAUAUAUAUUCUAUGCAUAUGGAUAUGUUACAUUAUAUAAUGUACUGUUUCCAAUUAAUGAUGUUGUCAUCAGAUACAACACUCUAUAGAACGGUUAUGGUUGAUGUAUGGUGAGUUGUUUCAAUAGAUAUAACAUUAAUGAUUUCAUGAUUAGAACAUUUUAAUUCACAAAGGGAGAUAAUCCAUGCAAAAUUCUCUCAACUACUUUAACUAAAGAUAGUGGAUUACAAAAUUUAUUUAUUGAUGAGUGGGAUAGUUUUCAAUAGUUUUAAUGAUUGGUUCUCUAAAGCAAUGAUAAAAGAUUCAAUUUAGGCCUGUGAAGUGGACAUAAACAGGGUUAAACCAGUGUCCAGCUCAACUGAUAGAGCCUCCGUCCAGACAUCGGAAGGUUGAGAGAAAAGUCUGUCUGGGCGCUGCAUUUUCCUCUCUUACUACACCUGUACAACAUGUUCAGAUUGAGUCUGACUUAGUGUAGAUAUUUGAUUCUCCUACCAGUGAUAAGGUGGAAAAGACUAACCACUUUCUAUAAAAAUCCAGCCAUCAAAAAACCAGAUAUUUAAUCUUCCUGGGGAUGAAGGUGACUUGAUCAUAUAAAUCAGAUAUAUAGUUUAAAGUGACUUUGGAGAUGUCCAGUUUUCCGUGUGUAGAUAGUUAACGUUUCAAAUGUGCUGCUGAUAUCAUUCCAGUGCUUCUGUAAGUAGACAUUUUACCCAUCAUAAAACUGUAUCAUGCUGUAUGUAUGUUUGUGGUUAUUUUGUGUAAGUCUAUAAGUGCUGUUUUUAUUUAAGUUUUAUGGGAGAGUUUUCACGUUGUAUAGGUCCUCGAGGUGUGUAAAGUGUUUCACUCAGCUAGCACAGAAUGGUAUUAGUUACUUUGUAUGUGUUUUUAUUAGAAAAUCUUAAAGAUGUAUGCUAUGUAUACCUGAACUAACUAAGACAGGAAUCUUUCAGAAAAGUUUCACAUGUGGUAUUUCUUCAACCUUUUUUUUUUUACAGGAAUGUUUAUUUUGAUUUAAUAUUUCUGGUUGUUCAAAAUUAUUUGUAAAGUUAAUUUCAAUGCUGCAGACAUCAUUUGAAGUUGUAAUUGCAUGUGCGCCUCUCAGCAUAUAAGAUAAUUAUUAUGGUACAGAAGUAGGUAAGUUAAUGUAGAGGUGGCUGUCAGAUUCCAUUCUACCUACAUAACAUGAAAUUGUGACCGACUAAGAAUUUGAAUGUCAUCUUAAGGAUUGUAAGGGAGCUAACUCACACAGGACACAAACUACAGAAUUAACUGACAAUCAGUCCUUCCACAUGUAGGAGUGCAUUUUGUAUUCAUUUAAGAUACUCAGAAUCUCAAUAGUCAAAUUUAUAUAUGGUCGUUUGUUAUUACACAAUACACUCAUAUAUUCCUUCUGUUAUGCAGAUCGAGACUUCUGUACACCAAUAUGUCAUAUAUUGUAAGUCUCUGUCAAGUGUUGGAACUUUAAGUACAAAAUUUAUUGUGUAAUAGCUUUGCUGUAUAUCCAUAACACUUUUGUAUUACUUCUACUUAACAAUUUUCCGAAACUGGGAUAAGUUAGGUGGGAAAAUAACAGAUAUAAUACAUUGUGAAAUAUAUGUACAUAAUUUAUGCUUUAAUACGGACAUCUGCUUAUCAGUUAACAGGAUAAAACUAUUACAGCUACAUCGUUAAUUAGCUUAAUUUGUUAGGCUUUAAUCCUACAACAAAACGUGUAUAUCAUGCUUAUUUGACCAAAUGGUAGUCUUAAACGUGGUUUUGUACAUAACUGAAGUUAAGACCAAGAUUUAAAUGUUUGUAUUAUUAUGGCAUUUGUCUUUCGCUGUUGAUUUUAAGAAAGCAUAAUAGCGAAACUUGAAGUAUAUUUACAAUAUCAGAUAACUUGUAAUUAAAGAAUCUCUCACUUCUGAUCAAAUUUUAUUUGUGAAGUUUUUCUGUGGUAUUUUAGUAUCACAAAUAAGUUGUAUAUACUACAUGUACAUGUGACUUUUGUUUUUGUUAUACAAAGGCUUGUUAAAGUCAGCUUUCUGAGUGCUGUUGGUUCCUAUAGAUAUUUAUCCAAUUGAUAUGGAUAAAAUUGAGAUUAUUGUGAUUAAAAUGAUAUGCAUGCAUUUUUCUUUAAGUUGCAAGAAAGUAUCAAAAUUUGAUGUUUGCUUUACAUAUUUUUUCAUUCAUGAAAUCAUGUUAUUCCAGAUUGAUGCAAUUUACACCUCAUUAUUUUACUAACAUAUAUUAUGUUUGAAGUUGAUGCGUGUAAUGCAUAUCAUAAUAAAGAUUAAAAAUACUGCUUA
Pecten maximus is the source of this 4377-nucleotide messenger RNA. RefSeq names its product delta-1-pyrroline-5-carboxylate dehydrogenase, mitochondrial-like. Gene Ontology annotation, cellular component: mitochondrial matrix. The record is from RefSeq and is a predicted model, not a curated record. Bases 123 to 1814 code for a protein of 563 amino acids. The transcript is spliced from 15 exons. Gene Ontology annotation, molecular function: L-glutamate gamma-semialdehyde dehydrogenase (NAD+) activity. Lineage: Eukaryota; Metazoa; Mollusca; Bivalvia; Pectinida; Pectinidae.